This is a messenger RNA of Bactrocera oleae (olive fruit fly), 2706 nucleotides long. RefSeq names its product PXMP2/4 family protein 4. Lineage: Eukaryota; Metazoa; Arthropoda; Insecta; Diptera; Tephritidae. Gene Ontology annotation, cellular component: cytoplasm; membrane; mitochondrion. Gene Ontology annotation, biological process: cellular response to reactive oxygen species. The record is from RefSeq and is a predicted model, not a curated record.
UACAUCAUACAUACAUAUAUGUAUAUACGUAUGUUUGUGUAUCUGUAGGCAUAUUAGUACAUAAGUGUGUAGUUUGGAUAUGAAGUCUUGUGACGAAAUCUUAAUCAGCGAUAUCAUAAACAGCGACUGAUUGUGCAAUGAUAGAGCAUUAUUGAAACCGCAAAACUACCACCUAAUCUAAUAUGACUCGGACUGAUCCAUUUAUACUGCGUGCGCAAAACAAAUCAAUGAACAUUUUUUCCCUAGACUGGUACAACCUAAAUUUAUGUUUCACAGUCUUUUGGGGAGUCUACUUUAUGACGAACAUAAGUAUUUGACAGAUACAAAACAUUAAGUAAGAAUCGUGAAGUUAUAGAAAACUUGUCUCAAGUGAGUAUUCCUUACACCUCUGUUAAUGACGAUAACAUCAGAAAAGUUAUAGAAACAGUGAUUAAAAAUCGACGUGUUAGCAGAUAGCAGUUGAUUUCAACAUCUCUCAUGGAGAUUUUGUUUAAUGUUAUGUCACGCUUCAUGACAAUACAAGACUCUUAACAAAAGAUCUGAAUAUUUUGUAAAAACGACGUCGAGCAGAUAACGCAAAGAGAUGCUUGACAAUGUAGCUGAGGACUCUACAUUUAUCAAACAAUUUAUUACUGCUGACAAGAUGCAGAUUUCUGAAUAUGACGUCAAACUAUGCAACAAUCCAGCGAAUGGCACUCUAAAAAUGAACCAAAAUCGAAAUAACCAAAAUUCAAUGAAGGCACUGAAGGCCUUCCCAGACGAGGCUUAGAAGAAAUGUAGGGAAAAUUGGAUUAAGGGUUGAUUUGCUUGUAUUGGCUCAAAAGAAGCAUAUUUUAAAUAAAGAUUUGUAUUAAAAUAUUGUGAAAUAAAUUUUUUUGUCAGUCCGGAUUAAAGGAUUAGGAUUAAAAAUUAAAUGUUUACAAAUUAAUAUUCAAAAAAUGUAAAUUUUUCUUUUAUUUUUCAAUACCGGAUUGAUGCGUGGUUAAUUUUUUUUUCAAAUCCCGUUUUUGGGAAUAAAAAAUAAAAAAAUAAAUUAAUUUUUCAUUCAUUUUUAAUGCAUUAUUUGCAACAUAUGUAAUAUUGUGCAAUAUUGAACAAACGAGACAGAAUUGAUGGAGAAGCCAUAUAAAUGUUUCGUAUGUACUUGUAGUUGCAAUAAGAUUCGUUGUAAUAACAAUUAAUGCAAUAAGAAUUAAUUAAAUCAAUAACAAUUAAUUAUUAAAAUGCUCACUGAUAAAACUAAUAACUUCCAAUAAAUUUUUUUUAAUAUUUUCAUAAAGAAUCGCUCUACAAAUUCAAGCGGUCAUUACUAUUUGCUGAUUCAAACUAUUUUGGACAGCUUUUGUUUACAUUACCUGCAUACAACUAUACUUAUGUAUAUUCUUAUAUACUUAUAUAUAUACAUAUAUAUUUUUUCCCACAGCGUCUAGGUGGAAGUUUGCGCCUCACUUAAGUAUAUACAACGAAAUAAAAGCUUUCGAAUGCCAAGUUCAAUGUCUCUCACACAUGUGCUUUACCUCUCUCAAUUGUAUGUUGUUUUUAUACACAUAUACUUGUAUAUAUGUAUGUAUGUACAUAUGUAUAUGUACAUACAUAUAAUAUUGUACAUAUUCGCAAGUGUUUCUAACCACAAGUACAUUUCCCGAAACAAAUUAAGUUUCGCUUUCCCCCGGCUGUAAGUUGGCGCGUGUUGAAUUUAAUAUACAAAUGGUUAACUUAUAUAAGUGGUUAAUUUGAAGUGGGGUAUAUUAUAAUAAUCGGUGUAAAUUUGUAUAAUAUCGUAAUUUAUGGUAAAAAUGGUCGCAACAUUUACCCUUACGUUCCUAAAAUCACAAUGGCGCGCUUUUGCGAAUGCACAUCCAUUGGCAAGAGGUGUCAUUUCUUAUGCCGUAAUAUGGCCCACAAGCAGUCUCAUACAACAAACAAUUGAGGGUAGAGAUCUCAAAACCUACGAUUGGAUGCGUUGUUUGCGUUAUGGUGUGUUCGGUGCGCUAUAUGUGGCGCCUACAUUAUAUGGUUGGGUGCGUCUAAGCUCUGUUAUGUGGCCACAAAUGAAUUUACGAGUUGGCAUUACAAAAGCUGCUGUCGAACAGAUCUCAUAUGGCCCAUUCGCUGGUACUAGCUUCUUCUUUAUUAUGAGCUUAUUGGAAGGACGUAGCGUCGAAGAAGCUGUGCAGGAGGUCAAAGAUAAAUUCCCAAAAGCAUUCGAGGUUGGCAUUUGCAUCUGGCCUGUUAUUCAGACAAUAAAUUUCUCGAUGGUACCUGAACAACAUCGUGUCGUUUUUGUUAGUAUCUGCAGUUUAGCUUGGACAACAUUUCUAGCUUAUAUGCAUACAAAAAAUGUAGAUGAAGAUGAAACAGAAAGACCCAUCAACGAGCAGAAGCUUUCACAGCAACCACCGUUGACACAAACAAUGUCGGCAACAACUAAUGAGAGCUUAGUGUUAAAAGUCAAACGUGCAUUUGCGCUUUAAUUACAUUUUAUGUAUGUAUGCGUUAUAUGCAUAUCUGCAAAGGGAAUAGAAAAACCAAUAUGUGAUUAAAAACUAGUUCAAUUGAUAUUAUUGUAUAAUAUUGAAAAAAUAUGUUGUUAGCUAAUUUUAUGCGUACUAUAAGUAUUACGAUGCCGACACCCAUUUAGACGAAUUUAAAUGCAUUGUACAAAUAAAUAAAUAAAUAAACGUGCAUUUAUUUUGAAGAUCAUAA